Messenger RNA from Orycteropus afer afer, 936 nucleotides. Its product is annotated as olfactory receptor 15-like. Gene Ontology annotation, molecular function: G protein-coupled receptor activity; olfactory receptor activity. Gene Ontology annotation, biological process: G protein-coupled receptor signaling pathway. Bases 1 to 936 code for a protein of 311 amino acids. Gene Ontology annotation, cellular component: membrane. The record is from RefSeq and is a predicted model, not a curated record. The transcript has a single exon. NCBI's taxonomy places the organism in Eukaryota, Metazoa, Chordata, Mammalia, Tubulidentata, Orycteropodidae.
AUGAUGGCCAACAAGAGCUCCUCAGAGGGCUUCAUUCUGAUAGGUGUAUCUGACCACCCCCAGUUGGAGAUCAUUUUUUUUACAGUCAUCCUCAUCUCUUACUUGAUGACACUCAUUGGGAACUCAACCAUUAUCCUGCUUUCCCGCCUAGAUGCCCGGCUCCACACACCCAUGUACUUCUUCCUCAGCAACCUCUCCACCCUGGACCUUGCCUUUACUACCAGCUCGGUCCCCCAAAUGCUGGUCAACUUAUGGGGUCCAGAAAAGACCAUUACCUAUGGUGGCUGUGUGACCCAACUCUAUGUUUUCAUUUGGCUAGGGGCUACUGAGGGCACCCUGCUCAUGGUGAUGGCAUUUGACCGCUAUGUGGCCGUUUGCCGCCCCCUACACUAUACCACCAUCAUGAACCCUCGGCUCUGCUGGCUGCUGGCUGUCCUUGCCUGGUUGGGUGGCUUAGGCAACUCUGUGAUCCAGUCAACAUUCACUCUGCAGCUCCCAUUGUGUGGGCACCGGAGGGUGGACAACUUUCUGUGUGAGGUGCCUGCCAUGAUCAAAAUGGCCUGUGGAGACACCAGUCUCAAUGAGGCUUUGCUCAAUGGUGUCUGCAGCUUCUUCACUGUUGUGCCCCUAAGUGUGAUCCUGGUCUCCUACUGCUACAUUGCUCAAGCAGUGUUGAAGAUUCGCUCAGAGGAGGCAUGGCGAAAGGCCUUUAACACAUGUUUCUCCCAUCUGGUGGUCGUGUUCCUCUUCUAUGGCUCUGCUAUCUAUGGGUAUUUGCUUCCAGCUAAGGCUGGUAACCAGGACCAGGGCAAAUUCAUUACCCUUUUCUACUCCGUGGUCACACCUAUGGUGAAUCCUCUCAUCUACACUCUAAGGAACAAGGAGGUGAAGGGGGCGCUGAGAAGGCUGCUGGGGAAAGUAAGGAAAGUGGGCUGA